Molecule: messenger RNA, 1649 nt
Organism: Trichechus manatus latirostris (Florida manatee)
Lineage: Eukaryota; Metazoa; Chordata; Mammalia; Sirenia; Trichechidae
Gene: EID3
Product: EP300 interacting inhibitor of differentiation 3
Exons: 1
Coding region: 84-1187 (367 amino acids)
Biological process (GO): DNA repair
Cellular component (GO): nucleus; Smc5-Smc6 complex
Source: RefSeq, a predicted model, not a curated record
AUUUCGGGUUGAACGGUCAGCUGGUUUCCGUCGCCGUCGUCGGAAACAUAAAAGCCGUUAGCUGAGCGCCAUCAGUUGCUGACAUGUCUAAUGAAAAAGAUUCCCUGAGGGGAGGCGAUGAAAAAAAAGAGGAGCCAGUCCUGCCCAUCACCGGCAGUGAGUACCCCCUGAAACGUGCGGAGGAGCAAGACUCGAUGAAUGUGGUGGUGGCGGUGGGGGCUGAUGGCUGCUCUAACCGCUUCAGCUUUGGGGAGGUACGCAUAGAUCCAGUCCUCCUACGGCUUGUGGCUGACGAAGAGAAAUGUCGCAGUAUCCGCAAACAGUACCGGCAGCUCAUGUAUAAUGUCCAGCAGCAACGUGAUGACAUAGUGAAUACGGCGAGUGAGUCGUUAACCGAAGCGCUUGAAGAAGCUAAUGUCUUGUUUGAUGAAGUGAGCCGAACAAGAGAAGCAGCCCUCGAUGCCCAGUUUCUUGUUUUGGCUUCUGAUUUGGGUAAAGAAAAAGCAAAGCAGUUAAACUGUGAUAUGAGCUUUUUUAAUCAAGGAGCGUUUCGUGACUAUCUGUGUAUAUUUGUGGGUCUAAAUUGGCUGGAAGAGGAACGUGAUGAGUUAGGUGAUUUUGAUGAUAGCAUAGCUCUUUCCUUCUGGGAGAAGGUACAGAAGGAAGCAACAUCCUGGACAUUGCGAGCUGAAACGUUCCACUUUAUUUUUGGGUCAUUCAAGUCAGAGCCUUCUGCACCAAAGCCACGACAACGGAAAAGAGUUUGCAGCAUGGAAGAAAAUGGCGAUAUGCCUACAAAGUUGAGGAAGAUGGACCUGAAUGGUAAUCAGGAAGCAACAGAAAAAGAAGUAGAGAGAAUCUUGGGAUUGUUGCAAACCUACUUUAGAAAGUAUCCUGAUUCUCCUGUGUCCUAUUUUGAGUUUGUGGUUGAUCCACACUCUUUUUCUCGCACUGUGGAGAAUAUAUUUUAUGUUUCUUUCAUCAUAAGGGAUGGUUUUGCAAGAAUAAGUCUUGACCAAGACAGGUUGCCAAUAUUAGAGCCAAUUAAUAAUAACCAAAUGGAUGAGGGAUAUGAUUCCAGUUCCCAUGGCAGGAGACAAGGAGUUAUAUCUUUGAGUUUACAGGACUGGAAAAAUAUUGUGGCGACUUUUGAAAUUUCAGAGGCUAUGAUCACAAACUUACAGUAAAGAUUUUUGUCCUUAGUAUAGGCUGCAUUUUGUGGUUUUUCUAGAGUUUCAAAAUGAAGAGUAAAAUUCAAACAUGCAUAUAUUGUGUCUCUUGUAAAGUGAAAAAAAGUUAUUUUCAAGAACAUCAGAAAUUGUUUUAUUUAAUGUAUUUUUCUUAGUUUAUAAAGUUGUUGUGAUCCAUUAUUAAAGAAAAUUCGCUAGUGUGUUCAUGGGAAAGUAUUUUCAAAUGCUCUUUGAGAUCAUAUUAACAAAAAUAAGUUCUGAAUUUCAUAAAUUAAAACAUUUGGUAGUGUAAAAUCCAUUUACGAUGCUGCAUGAUAUGUGCAUUGCUUCCUCUCACUGGGACCUAAGAGGACAUAGGGGCUUCUAACCAGGUUGGGGGAAGAAUGGGUUAGAAAAAUUGUUAGCCCAGACAUUGCAGGACAGUGAAUAUGCAGUGUUAGGACUGUAAAAAAAAAAAAA